ACUGAGGGUUUCUCUUUGUGUUGCCUUUCUUGACGGUAAAAACAGGGUAAGGAAGAAACAGAGAGAUGGGAGCAGUGGAGGUGCUGACCAGUUCCUGUGUCAUCACCUGGAGCGAGUGAUGCAAAAUCCAAAGGUGAAGCCAAGGAAGGCAGGAAUGGGAGAAAACUCAGUGGAGAAGAAAAGGAACAAGCAGACACUGUAUCGGGCAGGUCAGGCUGCCCGGCAUCGGCUGGGAAGGUCUCCGGCAUCCAAUCCAUUCAUUACAGGAAGAUCUGGCACAAGACAGCCCAAGCAUAGAAAGCAAGUUGGUCAUGCAAAUCAAAAGGAAGAAGACAAGCCAAACACUGGCGGGAAACAGGAGGACAGUAAAGGACAAGGUCCUUUCUUCUACGUUGGAGGCACAAGUGGAACUUCAUUAAUUGCCGCCUUCUGCAGGGACAAGGGCUGGAAGCAAAUUCUGGACAGCGACCGAAAUGACUGCUACUUUAAAUGGUCUGAUGCUAAAAUAGUUUCCAACUACCAAAACUUUCAAGAAGGUAAACAGAUGGUGAAUCAAAUCCCAAACAACAGUGUCCUGACCAGCAAGUUUGGCCUCUGUUCUUCACUCAAAAACAACGAACGUAUAAUGAAUAAAUAUGGCAGGAUAACAUUUGCGAGAUUCAUGCAACUAGACGAAUUUUACCCUGAGACGUAUCGAAUGGUUAUAAAAAGUGAACGUUAUGCUUUCUACCGAGCUUUCCAAGAAGGCCAGAUUUGGAUAUCCAAACCAGCAGAAUCAUCUCAGGGAAAAGGAAUCUUCCUGUUGAAGACACUCGAUGAUCUAAAAGCAUUUCAUGAAAAAUUGGAAAGCACGGAAGAGAAUCCCUAUGUCAGAAUGUGUUUCUACAAUUCUCCUAUUAAUAGAAUUGUGCAAAGAUACAUUGAUGAGCCCUUGCUCUUGGAAGGCAGGAAAUUUGAUGUCCGCUCCUACUUCCUAAUCGCCUGCAGUUCACCCUUUGUGACUUUUUUUCGCCAUGGUUAUGCCAAGCUGACCUGUAAUGAAUACAAUCCAAAUUCUGACGAUCUGACAGAUCACUUGACCAAUCAGGCCGUCCAGAAGAAGAACCCCAGGUAUAGUGGCAUGAAGGAGGACACGGUGUGGUCGAUGGAACACCUGAACGACUACAUUAAUGAGAAGUACAGGGAAGCAAAGCAGCUCCCCAAGGACUGGGUCUUCACUGAUUUUACAAAACGGAUACAGCAGAUCAUUACCCAGUGUUUCCUUGCCAGCAAGGCCAGGCUGGGUAGUAAACUGGGCUAUUUUGACCUUUUCGGUUGCGACAUCAUGAUUGAUCAGAAUUUCAAGGUAUGGUUGCUGGAGAUUAACUCAAACCCAUCUUUACAGACAAACUGUGCAGUCCUCCAAUCUGUCAUCCCCAAAGUAUUGAAUGAAGCUCUUGAUCUGGUGCUUGAAAUAUUCAAAAAAAGCAGCAGUGGACUGUACAUCAUGCCUCUUGAAGCACUGAAAGAAUUUAUCCUGUUGUAUAAUGGUUCCCCAAAAGAGCCAUUUAUGAAAACAUUUAAAGACAGGACAACAGAGAGAGCAAUGGUUCUUGAACGUCCUCAGCAAUCUGAGAAGAGCUCUCAGAUAAAGGCUGGAACGACGUUUGACCUAAAGUCAGCAGCAGAGCCUGCCUCAGUUCAGAGAAGACAGUCGCCCAGGAUUAACACCCUCCUCCAUCCAGGAACACUCCCAGAGAUUUCGCUGGUACAACAUCUAUGUUCUGCCAGUACAGGGCACGACAGUAACCUUCAGUCCAGAAAUCACUUAGCCAUAGUCUCUUUGGAUGAACGAGCUCUUCAGAAUUAUGCUCCAGAGUUUGGUCUUUCCAAGCAAAGGACGAUGGACCCGUGUUUAAGGCUAGCACUCACCAAACGACAUUCCUCCAGCCAACCCUUACAUAAGAGUUUGCAGGACAACCUCUUCACAUCUAAUGCUUCCUUUCAUUCCCUGAUCAUCACAAGGAAUCACUUAGCUCCAAGAAAGUUGCAUCCAAAUCAGCUGAGACAAAGGUUGACUCCAAAGCAAUCAGUACAUGCCCUGACCUCCUAACUGUGCAAGGAGACAUAUUUUUACAGUCAAUGUUGGAAUUAAGCUAUUGUUUUCAUAAAAGUGCUCUAAAUAAUUAAUUAGCCUGACCAGAGUUGAGUCAGAGAUAUUCAAUGUCUGACAAUGUGAAGUUAGUUACUCCGCUGUAAUAAAUAAAGUUAAAAUGUUUGUGAUACAGAUAUAACAAAGAAUAUAUUAUUAUAUUAGCUAUUUGCUCCAUUUUGUGGAAUUAUUGUCCUUUUUCUUAUUCUUUAGUGUUCUACAGAAAUGUCUGUCUUGUUAGGUUUUUGCCCUAAUAACUUAAUAGACAAAAUGCAAAUCAGCAAAGCUCUUUGCUGCGAUGUAGAGGUUAAAAACAAAAUAUUGACUGAACAAAG
Mobula hypostoma (lesser devil ray) is the source of this 2466-nucleotide messenger RNA. RefSeq names its product protein polyglycylase TTLL10-like. The transcript has 13 exons. The record is from RefSeq and is a predicted model, not a curated record. Gene Ontology annotation, molecular function: protein-glycine ligase activity, elongating. Gene Ontology annotation, biological process: protein polyglycylation. Bases 119 to 2092 code for a protein of 657 amino acids. Lineage: Eukaryota; Metazoa; Chordata; Chondrichthyes; Myliobatiformes; Myliobatidae.